AUGGCACAUUACAAAGGUGCAGCUAGCGAAGGUGCCAGAGCUGCUGCUCUCCUCAAGAAACGUGAGCAAGGCCGAGAAAAUUUAGAGUUUAUGAAGAAGAAGAUCACUGAGAGUGCUACGCGUAUUGCCACUAUUCAAAGUAGAUUUUCAACCCAGUUUGAUUUCGUGGAAAGAGAACUACGAGACAAUACCAUUGGUUUAGUGACCUUAGAGCAAAUGAAGCAAAAACGUGAACAUAUACUCCAAGAAAGAGAGCGACAAAUAGCAACACAAACUGCUGCACGAGCUGUGCUUGACAAGCGUAAAGAAAGAGAUAAUAAACGAAAGAAAACAACCAUUUCAUUUGAUCUAGACGAAGAAGAAGAUGACGAGGACGAUCAUGAUUCACCUUCCAAACCAACUGUUGAAACUGUGACUUUCAAGAAACCCAAAUUUGGAAAAGAUCCGGAUGUGGAAACUUCAUUCCUACCGGAUCGUGAUAGAGAGGAGGAAGAACGACGAGAAAGGGACAGAUUAAGGUUAGAGUGGGUGGAAAAACAAGAGACUAUCAAGAGGGAAAUUAUUGAAAUCACGUAUAGUUACUGGGAUGGCUCAGGACACAGGAGAACGAUUCAGGUUAAUAAGGGAAAUACUAUACAGCACUUCUUACAAAAGUGCCUAGAAAACCUAAGAAAGGAAUUUAAUGAACUGAAAACCACCACGGUCGACAAUCUAAUGUAUAUUAAAGAAGAUCUGAUAAUACCUCAUCACAUGUCGUUCUAUGACUUUAUUGUACGCAAAAUACGUGGAAAGAGUGGUCCGCUCUUUACUUUCGAUGUCCACGAAGAUGUUCGAUUAAUUAAUGAUGCAUCUGUAGAAAAAGACGAAUCGCAUGCGGGUAAGGUCGUUUUGAGGCAUUGGUACGAAAGAAAUAAACACAUUUUCCCCGCUAGCCGUUGGGAACCGUACGAUCCUGAAAAGAGUUAUGACCGUUAUACAAUUUCUGACAAGAAAAGUAACUAA
Messenger RNA from Trichoplax adhaerens, 1002 nucleotides. RefSeq lists its product as uncharacterized. Gene Ontology annotation, cellular component: nucleus. Bases 1 to 1002 code for a protein of 333 amino acids. The transcript is spliced from 4 exons. The record is from RefSeq and is a predicted model, not a curated record. Lineage: Eukaryota; Metazoa; Placozoa; Uniplacotomia; Trichoplacea; Trichoplacidae. Gene Ontology annotation, biological process: chromatin organization.